AGUACAAAUGGCCCUGCCAGGAGCCGCAGAGAAGCUUUCUGCCGUCGUCCGCCGGGGAGUGGAGUGGAGCGGACGCGCCGGGUCUCUUUCUCUCUGUGGGUUGCUGUGGGGUCUUUCCUGCCAACAUGGUAAGCAUGACGGACCAGCAGGCGGAAGCCCGGUCCUUCCUCACCGAGGAAAUGAUCGCGGAGUUCAAAGCCGCCUUUGACAUUUUUGACGCUGACGGGGGCGGUGACAUCAGCACCAAGGAGUUGGGCACCGUCAUGAGGAUGCUGGGCCAGACACCCACCAAAGAGGAGCUGGACGCCAUCAUAGAGGAGGUGGAUGAGGAUGGCAGCGGAAACAUCGACUUCGAGGAGUUCUCUUGGUCAUUGAUGGUGCGCCAGAUGAAAGAGGAUGCCAAGGGAAAAAGCGGGAUGGAGCCUGGCCGAGUGCUUCCGCAUCUUGACAGGAAUGGCGAUGGCUUCCUGGACGCAGAGGAGCUGGUUGAGAUCUUCCGGAUAUCUGGAGAGUCUGUAACUGAAGACGAGAUUGAGGAGCUCAUGAAGGACGGCGACAAAAACAACGAUGGCCGGAUCGACUUUGACGAGUUCCUGAAAUGAUGGAGGGUGUGCAGUAAAGCGACUCAAUACAUUCCUGCAAGUUGAGGGCCGCUGCCGCCCGCCAAGCCGGCCCCCUCUUGCCUCUGCUCCAGCCGCCAAGCCUCGCCUUUUGAGCUGCCCCCACCCCUCCAGCCCUGUUCCAGCCUGCUGCUCCAACACAGCUCAGAGACUCAUUUCGGCUCCGCUUUGGGGGUGCCCACCGACCCCCAAGCCUGUGACCCUCUAUUUAUAGCACUCAACACGUCAAUAAAGAGCAAAGGACUGGA
Molecule: messenger RNA, 868 nt
Organism: Lacerta agilis (Sand lizard)
Lineage: Eukaryota; Metazoa; Chordata; Lepidosauria; Squamata; Lacertidae
Product: troponin C, skeletal muscle-like
Cellular component (GO): myosin II complex
Molecular function (GO): calcium ion binding
Source: RefSeq, a predicted model, not a curated record